Molecule: messenger RNA, 561 nt
Organism: Rotaria sp. Silwood1
Lineage: Eukaryota; Metazoa; Rotifera; Eurotatoria; Philodinida; Philodinidae
Source: the annotation of a GenBank genome assembly
AUGAAAUACAUUAUUACAAGACAAUUUUCAUUUACGAAUGAAAAAUUUGAAAUUACUAGUAAUUCAAAAGUAGUUUGUACAGUUAAAGCAACAUCUUCAAAAAAUUACAAAGGACAAUUUAAUAUUACAUUAUCAAAUCUUACGAAUAAAAUAAUCGGAAAUGAUUCUUGUAUUGUUGAACCUGAUGAAAAACAAUUACAAAAUUAUUUUAUUUAUUCAAUAAAUCAUCAAACAAAUGAAAAAAUUCUUUUUGGUCAAUUAACUUAUGACUUUUGUAAUUUUAAUGAUUAUCUUUAUACAAUUAUUAUUGGACAAAAAUUAUAUAAUGUAAGAAGUUCCGAUUUAAGAUAUCGUCGUUUAGCUAUAGUUGAUAUAAUUAAAUCAAAUCCAAAUGAAAAUACAACAUUAAAUUGUCCAGAAACAUUAUUUCAAGUUAUUGAUUCAUUUUCAAAAUCAACGAAUAAAUAUCAUGUUAAUAUUCAUAAAAAAGAAUGGCCAUUAGGUUAUCUGGCUAUUACGAUUUUACUUCAUCUUCAUGAAUCUCAACAAAAUAAAGACUAA